AUGAGUCUGUUGAGAGAAGAAACUAGUGGUGGAUCAGAGAGAGCAGCUAGCACAGACCGGCCAGCCAGGACGACAGGAACCCAAACGCCAGUGGCCCAAGGCAGGGACCGGCCCAUCCCCUCCCUCUCCCGCCCUCUGCCCGGCCUCCCAACUCCCUACUCCAAGUGUCUCCAAACUCUGAACACCCAGUGUCUGCGCCUCUGCACCGACCUGGGGGCCCUCCCCAGUUUCUCCUCCCCCCCUACCUCGGGGGACCUUAGUGGAGCGAGGGGGACCGGAUUCCAGAGGGUGGAGCGGCCAGGGCUCAGACUGGCUGCCAAGACCUCGCUUUUGGCUAAGAGAGGCGCUGCCAGCUUGCACAGCCCUGGGCAUGAACCUUCUGGGCUGCGGGGGAAAGCCCAGCUCUGGUUCCAGGAAAGGUGCCUAGAAGAACAGGACACAGAACCCCCGGGGUACAUCAACAUUCUGUGCGCCGGGGGUGAGGCUGGAGGUGACAGCUGGCACCCAAGAGCAGGCCCGCUACAGCCUGCUCUGUGGCCCACCCUGGCCGCUCUGGCCCUGCUGAGCAGCGUCGCCGAGGGUGAGGCCUCCCUGGGCCCCGCGCCCCGCAGCCCGGUCCCCCGCGAAGGCCCCACGCCCGCCCCGCCGUCCCCCGCGGGCCCCCUGCCGGGGGGCCGCGCGGCCCGUCUAUGCGGCGGAAGAGCCCGGCGCCCGGCGCCCCCGCCGCCCCGGCCCGCGCCCCCGCCGCCAGGGCCCUCGCCCUCGCCCGCACCCCCUCGCGGGGCCCGCGCGGCGCGGGCGGGGGCCCGGGGCGGCCGAGCGAGCCGGGGAAGCCGCGCGCGGGCCGCGGGGGCGCGAGGCUGCCGCCUGCGCUCGCAGCUGGUGCCGGUGCGCGCGCUCGGCCUGGGCCACCGCUCCGACGAGCUGGUGCGGUUCCGCUUCUGCAGCGGCUCCUGCCGCCGCGCCCGCUCCCCGCACGACCUCAGCCUGGCCAACCUGCUGCACGCCGGGGCCCUGCGGCCGCCCCCGGGCUCGCGGCCCGUCAGCCAGCCCUGCUGCCGACCCACGAGCUACGAGGCCGUCUCGUUCAUGGACGUCAACAGCACCUGGAGGACCGUGGACCGCCUCUCGGCCACUGCCUGCGGCUGUCUGGGCUGAGGGCUCGCUCCAAGGGCGUGCGGACAGAUCCUGACCCGUGGAUCUAACUGCCUGGGACCACUGGGGGCUCGGCCGGAGAUGGAGGCUUCGGCCGUGUGAGUGAUGGACAUCAGCCCUGCGGAGAGGGAGGCACGACUGACCGGCGGCUCCAGGGGGUCUCACCCUGCCAGCCUCAGCCCAGCAGACACCAGAGACCUCAGCUGUGGAGAGUCGAGGACCCCCUGCUCACAGACUGUCACUGCCCGGGCCAGGAACCCAGGACUCCUCUAGAGAACCCAGCAGUGUGCGGUCUCAACCUCAUUCUGGGCCUGGGGGGACAGAUUUGGAGACAUGUAAUUCGUUGCCGAAGUGCCUGUGCUGGAGCGGGCCUUAGACUCUCUGGCGGGAGCUGGACCCCUAUUUAUUACUUCUAAGUUAUUUAUUUACUUCUGUGGUUUGUCAGAUCCUUUCCUGGGCUAUGGUGGCUGGAUGGGGGAUGGGUAGAAGCAGUUGGAUGGAGAUCCCGCCCUGACCAUCCUGCUCACAACUUCGGGCUCACUCAGCAGUCAUAAGCCUGGCCUGGGACUGCUUGCCCUCAACCAGCAGCUCUGGAACCUGAGGGGCAUGUAACACAGGCAGAGGAGGUGGCAAAGAUGUGUUCGCUGCCCAGCCUCCAGCAGUUGGAACCUGGGGUUACUGGUGGAGAAAGCCAUUGCCUUGAGACCUCAGGCAUGCUGGGGGCUUGCUUGAUGGUAAAGAUUGCACCACCCCACUGUCACUGAUCAGAGUCCUACCCUUCAGGACACCCUGACAGGUGCAUAUACUGCCUGUGCUUGCAGAUAGCCCAGCACAGGGAGCUCACUACCCACAUUCUGUGAAGCAGCCCGUGUCAAGAGAGCAGCUGAAA
This is a messenger RNA of Dama dama (fallow deer), 2044 nucleotides long. RefSeq names its product artemin (gene ARTN). Lineage: Eukaryota; Metazoa; Chordata; Mammalia; Artiodactyla; Cervidae. The record is from RefSeq and is a predicted model, not a curated record. Gene Ontology annotation, molecular function: glial cell-derived neurotrophic factor receptor binding; receptor tyrosine kinase binding; growth factor activity. Bases 1 to 1158 code for a protein of 385 amino acids. The transcript is spliced from 5 exons.